UCUCCUCUAUGAAAAACACAUAAAUAUUUCCUGUUGUUGGUGGUGUCUCUAUUAGAUCAAAAUUGAACGUUUAGAGGACUUCGAAUCAAGAUUUAUUUGGAUCUAGAUCAGCUAAAUAGCGACGGUUCAGUAUGACAGACUACAACGCUCCAGCACCUGGUCAGUAUAAUGUGACCACCGAGACCACAACAAGCGCAAGUGUUGGACCUGCAGAACAACCUUCCAUCGGACUGGAUAGGGAAUGGGUAAAGAGCUUGCCAUCCUACCUCAAGAUCGCAGAAAUGGUGUUAGAUCUGAUCCUGUUCAUAUGUGCUAGUGCCAAUAUCUACUUCUCCAACUCUGGAGGGGGCUGGGUCCAGUUCGUGGCUAUCUCUGCCCUUAUCACCACACUGCUCUUCUUCCUCUUCCAUCUACUCAGAGUCAUUGGCAGACUGCCUGGACCCUGGGGUUUGAUUGAGUUUAUCUACUACAUUGUGUACGACGUAUUAUUACUGAUUGCGGCUAUCGUAGCAGCUGCUCUGACAGGAACUACGAAUCCUAAUGGCAACGGUGCAAUCAUAGCAUCCGCGCUGUUCGGCUUUGUCACUUUUGGGGUGUAUAUGGUUGACUCAUUCUUCAUGUACCGGAACUGGAAGGCUGGUAAAUUUGCUGCCGGAGGUUCCAGCACAAUGCAUACAACCAGCACCACCUCGACAUCGUACGAAACCCGCACCCAGUACUAGGCCUGGAACAUCAGACACCAUACCCAGCAGAGAUAUACAACAGCACGAGUAGGGUCAUCAGGAUUGUGUGAAAAGUGCAUUAUAAAGUUUUGCUUCAUUUUGUAACCCUAGGCUACAUCAAAACAUCUUUAAAUGAUGUGUUGAUUACUGCUAAACUGAUUCCAACAAUUGAGUUGAUACAGUGGUUUCAUGGAGGAAUGACGGGGCUUUCCAUGUGAGAAACCAAUUUUCAAUUUUUGCUUAUAUGCAAAAGUAGCUGUAUUGUAGGUGUGUUAUAUCACAAGUAAUGAAACGUUUUGUUCUGUUAAUAGAUAGUUUGUGUUUUUUCACUAAGUUGUGCUAAUGUUUUGUACAAAUAAGAAAAGGAAGUUUAAAUGAACCUGAUUCAUAUUUACAUAAUCACUAAAAUAUGUUGUCAACAGCUGUGACCCAGAAAAAUAAAUGCUGAUAUAGUGUGUAGAGUUGGUUCCCUUGGAUGGCUGACUUUUAAGUGGGUGAACCUAUUGCCCUAGUAUGGCGUGUAUAGAAUUUUACCAGAGGUAGGCUGAAAUAAGCCCAUAGUACAGUAAUUGACCCGUUAUUUAGUCAUUUAAAAACAUAGCUGUCAUCUGUAAAUCUGUUGUACAAAAAGUGAACUAUUACCUAGCAUGGAUUUAUAUGUCACUACCAGUAAAGAGUAUGAGAUGCUAGGAGGGUAUAAAAACUAGUGUAGUUUGUUGGGUUCAUUGGUUCAUCGUUACUGGUGUGCAUCUUUCUAAUUAUACUGUGGUGUACUAUUUCUUUGACUUAAACAUAAACAAGGAUACAAGAUGUGCAAAAACUAGUAUUGGACAAAUGAAAACUGUUUAUUUCUUUUCUGUUCUUUUUUAUUUUUAUUUGUUUAUGUACAUUAACUCAUUCACCCCUGAAUACACAUUUGAACUCUUCCAGUUCAAAGGUUGGAAUAGUUCAUUAUGAAAUUUCAGGGGUGAAUGAGUUAAGUAUUUUUGUGUAACAAAGCUGGUUGUGUAUGAGUGUAUUUUAUUUCCUAGUUCAGAACCGUCAUUUAGAAUACUGUCAAAAGUUUAAAACAUUCUUGUCAAAUGAAAAUCUGUGAUCAUAGUAUCAUAAAGUUAGAAUUUUGUAAAACUUUAAAGAGUUUGGUAUUUGUUAAAACUUGUGUGAUUGGAUCCUGAAAAAGGAAAAUAAUUUGUUUAUAGUUCUAUGCAAGUAUCCUUUGUGUUGAGAAAACAAUACUCAUCCAAUGGUUUUUACUAGAAACAGAAUCUGUUUAAUUCCAGCAUAAUUAUGAUAUAGGUAAAUAUUGGUUAUUUUUCUCCUCUCUAUACAUGUUAGUUUUAGUUUAUAUGUACAUAAAAAUACAAUAAACCUGAAUAUUUUUUUAUUCAUUUUUAAGCAAAACGAGUUUGAAGUACAUGUAUUAUUUAAAUUAAGAUUAUAAUAGGGGAUUGUUAUUGUUAAAUAUCUGUAAACAUUUGCUGAUUGAUAAAGAAUACUCUAUCUGGAGCUGGAAAAUGAUCUUGGGGUGAUAUUUGAGAUCUUUGGGUGACAUUUGAAUGUCAUUGUUAUUAAAAUCUCUUAUAAAUGAGGCGUGCUCCUAGAACAAAUCCAGAUUCCUAUAAAAUCACAGCUUCAACUUUUUAAUCUAAACCAGCUAAUGAGUGCGAUAUAUAUGUUAACUUAUACAUGCUUAUUGUAUUGUCAAGAUAUGGAUCUGAUUGCGGUAAAAGUGUAAUUUAUUAGUAUUAGUAUCUUUAAAAAAAUAACUACCUAUGAAAUUUGCAUGAAAUAUUAUAAAUUAGAAUAUAUCUGGAAUAAAUCUCUUUUACAGUGGAAAUGAAGUCAUAGUAUAAUAAUAUGUGUGUACAGAAGUGUAAACUAGUUUGUGUAUUACAUGUAGGUCACAUGUACACAGGUGAGACACAGUUUCCUGUAUACCUGUGUAUGAUAUAGGCAAAAUGUUAUUACCAGUAAUUGUAUGCCACACAGAUAAAAUAUAGUUCUUUAAACCUAUAAAUAGACUCAAACUGGAGAAAGAUUUAUGAGAUAAUGAUCAAUUUCUGUUUUGAAAAUUCAUAGAUUUUUAUAAAGUUCCUGGUAUUAAAGAGUUAUGCCAAGCUUCAGAUAUAAAUAUAGAGGGAAUUAAUUGUUUCUUGUGAGGGAUUAAUUUUGAUGUUUAAUUCUGCUGUGCUGCAGUGAAAACAGUACGUUUUUCUCAUGAAAAUAUUUUACGAAUGAAAACUAAAUUGUGCAAAAUGGUGGGUCAGUAUAAACUGAAAUCUAAAUGAGAUACAUGAGAGAAGUGACAACCAUUAUCGUUUGUAUAGUUUCUAUGGAUCACCUGUAUUUCAUUUAUGGCAGCUUCAUGUUGUGGUGGUAGUUUAGUGGUGUGUUUGUUAGGACUCCUAUAUCUGUGAUUGUUACCUGUACUUCUAAACAAAAAUAGUGUCAUGUUGAUUUUUUUUUUUUAAUUUUCUAUAAAAGAUCAAACAUUGUAAUUGUUAUUGAGAUAUGAUGCCUUUCAAAAGCUAUUCCGUUUAAUAUUCAAAUAUUUCACCGGUACAUGUCACUUCAAUUUUUUUUUUAUUUUUUUUAUUUAUUUAUUUCAAUUUGA
Mizuhopecten yessoensis (Yesso scallop) is the source of this 3336-nucleotide messenger RNA. Its product is annotated as CKLF-like MARVEL transmembrane domain-containing protein 7. The coding region runs from base 132 to 722 and encodes 196 amino acids. The record is from RefSeq and is a predicted model, not a curated record. Gene Ontology annotation, cellular component: membrane. The transcript has 5 exons. NCBI's taxonomy places the organism in Eukaryota, Metazoa, Mollusca, Bivalvia, Pectinida, Pectinidae.